Messenger RNA from Closterium sp. NIES-67, 875 nucleotides. Lineage: Eukaryota; Viridiplantae; Streptophyta; Zygnematophyceae; Desmidiales; Closteriaceae. The record is from the annotation of a GenBank genome assembly.
CCCCACACGCCCAGCGCCAGUCAACGGCGCGAUUCUCCCGCGCGCCACUCAUGGCAGUCGCCGCGCCUCUCAGCGCCCGCCUCGCUGCGGGCAGCGCGCGGGGCCACUCGCCAGCCGUGCCGCGCGUCGCCGUCUCCGCGUGCCCCGGCGGCACCCCCUCCAGCCCCCUCCUCUCAUCCACCCCUCUCCUCUCGCGCCGCUCGCACGCUUGUACCGCCGCUGCCCGCGCGCUCCCCGCUGCCGCGCCCCUCAUCCGCUGCGCGCUUCCCGCGCAGUGCGGGACGAAGAAGCCGCACGGCUGCGUGAGACGAACGCGCGGAGGUGCGAGAGCGAGAGUAGCGUGCGUGCUGCCGUGGCCUCUCGAGUCUCACACGCAGCACGCGGGUGUGACGAGGGGGGCGUUGGGGGCCAUGGAGGCGAGCGAUUGUCGGUCGCCCCUCUCCUUCCCCUCGCAUCCGUCGCCGCCCUCCUCUCCGUCGCCCUUCCCCCCUCCGCGCUCGCCCUCACCCCCUCAGCCUUGACGCCUUCCGCCAUCGCCGCAUCCCUGCUGCCGCCUUUGCCUACCCCGCUCGCCCUGCCCCUCUCCGCGCUGCCCCUGGCGGCGCUGGACCUCGCCGCGUGGGGGGACGCGCUGGACGACGUGCUCUUCGCGGCGGCGCACGUGUCGGACCGCCUCGUGUCGCUGCAGCUCGCGGCGCUGUCGCCCGCCAGCGUCGCCGUGCUGUUCUUGGCGGGCGUGGCGACGUCGCUCACGCCGUGCACGCUGUCCGUGCUGCCGCUCACCGUCGGCUACAUCGCCGGCUUCCAGCAGGCCAAGCCGCGCGCCCUCGUCGCCGCUGACGCCGCCUGCUUCGCGCUGGGGCUCGCCGCCACGC